AUAAACGAAAGGACCCUAUCGGUGGUAUGUGCGCGUCGAAGGAGAGCGGACGUUACUCCGCAAUCCUACGCACACCAUAAAUUGAAUCGGCCGUAAUCAAAUAAGGCUCCGUUGUCGUCAGCUGAUCGGAGCGCGCGGCACGUAGCGACUGCGCGCUUCGCUUGUUAAAGGCACUACACACUACACAACACACAACGGAUGAGUUAACAACCACCACCACUAUUCUCCUCAGUGCCGUCCUCAGUUCCUCCGGCUGUUUACUCGUCGUAAAUCCGUGCGUUGACCGAUCGUAAUAACAGUAUUCGCGAGUCAGUGCACUCGCGACUCGCGGCUCGUAAAACCCAUAUAGAAAUAUUUUUUUAGAAGAUUGAAAUCAGGUAUUCUCUCGAUUAUCCCCCCGCAAAAUGGAAAAGGAGCGCUAGACGAGGACGACCUUACAGAAAGAGAGAGAGAGAGAGAGGGGGGACGCUUGUGAGAAGCACCUGUCAACGAGAGACGCUUCUUCAGGAAUAAUGCCACGAUGUCACACUACAGUAGAAACACCUACAAUCAAAGGACUGCGGUGAUUGACCAUGAAAGACAAUUUCAAGAAGAUCUGGAACGGGCCCAAGCCCUCAGUUUGGAAAGCUUGGCUUUAGAGAAAUUUAGAUUGGAAAAGUUACGCUCGGAGUUCAGUAAUGUGGAGCAAUCUAAAUGCUUUACGCAGAAUAAUGUGUGUAAUACAAAUAGUGCAACGUCAGAGACAGACAGUUCGCAGGGAGAAAGUUCCCAAUGCAGAAGUCGACCAAGACCCGGAUCCAUUAAUACAAAUCAAAAGAAUACUGUAAUAUUAGCACCACCGCCUCCAAUACCAUGUAGAAGAAAUUCAACAGCCACUGCUGCAAGUCAGGGUUCUUCUAAUGACUUAAUCAAUUUUACAAGCCCCGUGAAACAGGAUAAUCUAGCUGAAUAUUGCUCAGCACCACCUCCCCCACCACCAAAAGCACCAAUAGAACCGAACUGGGAUACACAUCCGACAGUAUUGAAGAAACAAUCGAGAGUGUCUCGAAGUCCGCGAUCUUCCACAGCACCAUGUACACCAGGGACACCGGGAAUUAGUCCCAUCAUGUCAAGAGCUAAUAGUGUUAGCAACAAUGUACCUGAUAUUGCACCACAGAUUCCUCCAUUGCCUACAAAUUAUAGACCAACCGUUGCACCUGCUAUGUGUGCCCCGUCAAUACCGGCAUUCUGUAUGGACGAUGAACAAUUGAACGUGUUAAAAGUGAUAGAGAAGAAACCAAAUAGCAAUCUUAUAGAUUUGAAUAAUUUUGAGCAAACAGAGGACAAAACAAAUGUGCGAGUUAGCGUGUUGGAAGCAUUCGAUCCAUUACUUAUUAAAACUGACAGUGGAAAUGAUUCUGUGCAAGAAUAUAGAGACGAUUUGCAAUCACAAGUUAGUGGCAGUGUAUACGAUCCAUUCGAUCCAUUUGAUUAUAUGUACAGCACAAACGAAAGCGUCAACUCGGAUCCAGUUUACGCUGCUGUGGAAAAAUCUGCAAAAUCGCCGGCUAUGUCACCAGCUGCACCACCUCCACUGCCUCCUCGCAAUUCGUCCGCAUGGAAUACCAUAGAAAGGCGAAAAACUUCUUUAGAUCGUCGACAAAAACGUCAAACGCGAUUGUACGAAAAUGUAACUGUCAUAAAAACCAGAUCAUCUCUUCAUGAUUGCGAUUUGAAGGCAUUUCAUAAGAUAAUAAAGUCUAUACGAAGCGAGUUUCCAUUUAAUGAUCCUAAUACAAAUAUUGGGUACGUUGUCAGCCCAAUAAUGGAGAAUUUAUAUCCGGAUGGCACAAGUAUAAAAUUAGUAGUUCAUCCACAAUUAGCCAAUAAUGAUAAAGAUCCUGCACCAUCUAUUUCUUUUACUUGCAAUGUGAAUUGUAGCGUUGAGCACGUUAUCUUGAAUGUCGCCUGUUCCUUAGAAGAUGAGGAUACAGUAAAUGCAGAAAAAUAUUGUUUAAGAGUAUGGGGUUUAGCUGAAUACUUUGCACCUAAUACGACCUUAGCACAAUAUGAAUACAUACAUCAAUGUAUUAAGUUGGAAAAAGAUAUUGAAUUAGCUAUAAUGAGCAGAGCACAAAUUAAACAAUCAAUUGCUCGAACACUACAAGAUGAUAAUUGCGAUCAAUAUUUAAGAUUAGAAGAUAUUCUACCAAAUGAACCUUUGCAGCCUAUUUCAUAUGAUACAUUAAUUAUUUUACUAGAGACAGUGGAGAAAGAAAUGGAACGUGUAGAGAAUGCUGCGUUACAAUUGGUAAACACAAAUCAGGGUUCUGUUUUACUACCUCAACUUCAACCACACUGUGUGGUGCAAGCAGUAAAAGCGGUGUGUGCCUUAAUGGGAAGCAUCGAGACUUUCGAGAUCACGGAGGCUAUUGACAAUUUCGUAAAUGCUUGCUGCCAAUUUUUACCGCAAUGUCACACAGCCAAUAUAGAAUGUAAAAAGCCCGAAAUCAUACAUGAAGAUGGCGAUUACGCUGUGGUUACCUUGAGAAAAAAGUUUCCCGAUGUAAUUUCCUCGCAUUGUCAUAAAAUUCGCGAUGCCGUUCAAGAACUCGUCGAGACGUACUGUCACGCAUUCAGAGUUGAUUUUCAAUUAAAUAGCAAAGGAGAAUUUCCGACAAAUACACUAAUUUCAUCGGAAGUAAUCGAUACUAUUCUGGUACGCGUCGGAGCUCUACAUAGACUGCCAACCACAUGGAAACAUGACGAUUAUAUAGUAGCAGCUCAAAUCUUUCAUGGAACCAGACCGGUAGGAAAUCCAGUCUUGUCAGAACCAAUGACGGUCAGCACGAAUUUCUAUCCAAGAGUUUUAUUUAAUUCAUGGUUGGAAUUUCGCGGAAUAAGCGUUUGUCAAGUACCAAGGGAAGCCAGACUUGUGCUAGUUCUUUACGGCCGUACUUUACAACCAACCGAGCAUGAAUCAAAUUCGUCAGCGGAGAAUUCAAUGCAGAAGGAAGAACUCGGAUGGGGUGCUAUACAAUUCUUUGAUUAUGACGGUGUUAUGAGCCAAGGAAAUUUUUUUCUGUCCCUUUGGCCAGCCAUCGCAGACAAAAGAUUAGGUCCAGCGCCGGCGCCUGGAAUUCAUCCGCGUGGUGAUACUCACCCCAUUAUAGGCUUAGAAUUGCCUGAUUAUGGAGGAAGAGUGUUAUUCCCCACAGAGUUGAGAGAUUACGAUGUAGAAUCGCUAGAUUUUAAUUCGUUAGAUCAAAAUACACAAGAACUAUUGAUAGAUAUUACACAGCAGGAUACAUUCUCUAGACCGCCCAUUGACGAAAGGGAAAUUUUAUGGGAAAAAAGACAUUACUUGCACGACAGACCUGAAGCUUUACCUAAAGUAUUAUUAGCCGCGCAUAGUUGGGAUUGGGCGUGCUUGCCGGAUUUACACGCUUCGCUCAGAGUUUGGAGCUCGCUACCUCCGAUACAAGCUUUACAAUUACUUUUACCGUGUUUCCCAGAUAUGAAAGUCAGAGAAAUGGCAGUUGGAUGGAUUCGCGAGUUAAGUAAUGACGAACUUAUCGAUUACUUGCCACAACUACUUCAAGCAAUGAAACACGAGACGUACGAAGCUUCACCUCUGACUCGAUUCUUAUUAGAACGUGCCUUAUUUUCACCGAGGGUGGCCCAUCACAUUUACUGGUUGCUAACUCAAGCGCUGCCGGGACAGAGUCCCCAGAAUUCUGCUGAAAUUGCUGCAGAAGAUGACAAAGCCAUUAGUUGUGCUCGUUAUCAACGAAGAUUGCAAUUAAUGUUAAGAGCAUUACUGGCAGUUAUUGGAGAUGCGCUGAGAAAUAGUUUCCUGACCCAACAAUUGCUAGUUAAAAAUCUGUAUGAAAUAGCUGAAAAUAUCAAAGUUACGAAGGAAUCGUUACGAAUGGAGACACUUAAAACUGGUUUACAAAAUAUACACUGCCAGUUAAUGGAGGAUGACGGCACGUGUUUACCACUAUCUCCUAGUAAACUAGUAUUUGGUAUCAACGUACAGACGUGCGCCUAUUUUCCGUCGUUCACUCUCCCGUUGAAAAUUAACUUUAUUAGUUGCGACAAUGUGAUAAGUCCGGCAAUCUUCAAGGUCGGCGAUGAUUUACAGCAAGAUAUGUUGACUCUCCAAAUGGUACGCAUUAUGGACAAGUUGUGGUUAAAGGAAGGUCUUGAUUUGAAAAUUGUCACCUUUGCCUGCGUGCCCACCGGCCACAAACGAGGAAUGAUAGAGAUGGUAACGGAUGCAGAAACAUUACGGAAGAUCCAAGUUGAAUUUGGGCUAACCGGACCGUUUAAGGAUCGACCGAUCGCAGAAUGGCUAGCGAAGCAUAAUCCCUCUGAGUUGGAAUACGAGAGGGCGGUAGAAAAUUUCACCGCGUCUUGUGCCGGUUACAGCGUCGCUACUUAUAUCUUGGGAAUUUGUGAUAGGCAUAAUGAUAAUAUUAUGCUAAAAACAUCUGGUCAUUUGUUUCAUAUCGACUUUGGAAAAUUCCUUGGCGAUGCGCAAAUGUUUGGAAACUUUAAGAGAGACCGAACGCCGUUUGUGCUGACAUCAGAUAUGGUAUAUGUUAUAAACGGUGGCGAUAAACCCUCGGCGAAAUUUCACCAUUUCGUGGAUUUAUGCUGCCAAGCUUUUAAUGUAGUGCGGAAACAUGGAAAUCUGAUUCUUCAUCUUUUUGGACUGGUAUGUUUUAUAUAA
This is a messenger RNA of Formica exsecta, 4717 nucleotides long. Its product is annotated as phosphatidylinositol 4-phosphate 3-kinase C2 domain-containing subunit beta-like. Gene Ontology annotation, cellular component: cytoplasm; phosphatidylinositol 3-kinase complex; plasma membrane. Gene Ontology annotation, molecular function: 1-phosphatidylinositol-3-kinase activity; 1-phosphatidylinositol-4-phosphate 3-kinase activity. NCBI's taxonomy places the organism in Eukaryota, Metazoa, Arthropoda, Insecta, Hymenoptera, Formicidae. The transcript has 21 exons. The coding region runs from base 521 to 4717 and encodes 1398 amino acids. The record is from RefSeq and is a predicted model, not a curated record. Gene Ontology annotation, biological process: phosphatidylinositol 3-kinase/protein kinase B signal transduction; phosphatidylinositol-mediated signaling; cell migration.